Molecule: messenger RNA, 1551 nt
Organism: Dovyalis caffra
Lineage: Eukaryota; Viridiplantae; Streptophyta; Magnoliopsida; Malpighiales; Salicaceae
Source: the annotation of a GenBank genome assembly
AUGGAUCUUAAUGACCUGAACAAAGUAUGGGAAAUCAAACCACUGAAAAAGAUUGGAGAAGAAGAUGCAAGGAGAGUUCUUGAAAAGGUAGCAAAACAAGUACAACCCAUCAUGAAAAAACGCAAAUGGAAAGUCAAAAUCUUGUCUGAAUUCUGUCCUGCAAAUCCAGCUCUUAUGGGGUUGAAUAUAGGAGGGGGUGCAGAGGUUAAGUUGAGACUGAGGAGGCCAAAUAACGAGUGGGAUUUCUUUCCUUAUGAGCAGGUUCUCGAUACUAUGUUGCAUGAGCUUUGCCACAAUGAGUUUGGCCCACACAAUUCUGAUUUUUACAACCUUCUUGAUGAAAUUAGAAAGGAAUGUGAGGAACUGAUGGCUAAAGGAAUUAGUGGAACUGGGCAAGGAUUUGAUCUUCAUGGGAGACGGUUGGGUGGUUUCUCCCGUCAACCCCCUCUGUCAUCAUUGCGCCAAUCUGCUUUGGCUGCCGCAGAGAACAGAGCACGACGCGAUACUCUCUUGCCAUCAGGUCCUAAACGUGUAGGUGGUGACAGCAAUAUUAAGGCUGCUCUCAGCCCAAUACAAGCUGCUGCCAUGGCUGCAGAAAGGAGAUUACACGAUGACUUGUGGUGUGGUUCCAAAUCUUCAGAUGGUGUCAUUUGUACCCAAGGAAAUGCUGAACGUGCUGAAGGCUCUCGUACUUCCGUAAGUUCCAAAGACGUACCUACCCAAACUUCACUUGGGACAUCCAUGAGUGGUAAGGAAGCAAUAGGUGAUCAUCCAACAUGGCAGUGUAAAACUUGUACUCUAUUGAAUCAGCCAAUGGCACUUAUAUGUGAAGCCUGCGGGACCCGAAGACAUAAAGAAGUUGCCAAGUUCAAGGUUUGGUCUUGUAAGUUUUGUACCUUAGAUAACAGUGUAGAAUUGGACAGAUGCAUAGCUUGUGGAGAAUGGAGAUAUUCAUAUGGCCCGCCAGAACUUGCUAGUUUCACUGAUUGGCUGAGGCUGCAAAAUGAUGUUCAAUCAAGAACUGUUUGGUUUGUUGUGUUUUGCAAUACUGCUUUUGUCAACGAAUCAAUGUCAACUUUUAGGCGACUUGUUGGCUAUGGUACUGAGGUAGUGUUGAAGCUGUUGUCGGGAGGUCUCAGAGUCAUGUCUUGUUGUCUUUAUAUAGAUUCCAAGCCUGUAAUGAAGCAGAAAGUAGGAACCAAAGCUGUGAUGGUCAAAGGCAGCUUGGAUAGUUUGGCGCUAUCAGAUGAGCUAGAAAAUAUGGCCAAGAGAGGAAGUAGGAUCUUUGCAUCUAUUCCCAUAUCUUUUGGUUACCAUUGUCAAUGCCAACCACGCAUGGGAUGGGCCAAGAUUCAGUGGAAAUUAUUGAAGGAUAGCCCAUUUUACAAGGUCGAAAUGUUAUCAUGGUAUUGCCCGAUUCGAAGUUACUUGCAAGGGUUUGUGUGUCUUUUGGCUUGUGGGGUUAACAUAUCUUUAAGAGAAAAAGCUAAUGACUUUGGGAAGUACAUUGAUAUGUUAAUGAUGGCUACAAAACAUUACAUGAUUUGUUAA